AUGUUGGACGAAAGCAUGACGUUCAAAUCGGUGUCUACAUCCGGCACGGUAUCGAGCAAGGCGAGCAGCCUGUUCGAUCUCGACGAGCAUGGCAGUAAAUCCAUUCUCGUCUACAAGUACCGCUCAGGCGCCAAAGGCCUAGAAGUCAAGACCGAGAGCACGCUCUGCGAGGAGCUCGACAAAGACCCCUCAUUACCCUUCAUCCGCGUCACCAAGAAGCCCAUACCCCGUGGAAACAGUCGUCUAGACAUUCUAGGCGAAGACCUCAUGAUGCCCGAAGAGCGCGAAAAGUACGCCGAGAAGCCCACGCUCAAGGCCUCCGUCGCAAACGUCGGCCUGCCUACACUCGCAAAGUGGAAACACAUGAUCCUCGGAAGCUACGACGAUCUCUACAUCGUGUCGCGAUCCGUUACGCCCACGCCAGAGUCGAGCAAGAACAGCAGUCCAGAGUCGAGCCAGCACGUCAGUCCCGCGACGACGUUCCCUUCGCAUGCAAACCAUCCCUUGACGAAUCCAGAUGCGUAG
Cucurbitaria berberidis CBS 394.84 is the source of this 525-nucleotide messenger RNA. RefSeq lists its product as uncharacterized. The transcript has 2 exons. The coding region runs from base 1 to 525 and encodes 174 amino acids. The record is from RefSeq and is a predicted model, not a curated record. Lineage: Eukaryota; Fungi; Ascomycota; Dothideomycetes; Pleosporales; Cucurbitariaceae.